AUGGUCGACCCGGGAGCAUACCGAUGCGCGGGCGGGAAGCAACCGAGAACCGGCCAGGCAGGGCAGAAGGGGAAACAGCAGGCACCAGAGGCCGGCCAACAACCGGCGCAGGCCAGCGAGAGCGGGUUCGUUGAGCUUGUCGAUGACCAUUCGAGCUCAGCAACGCCCAUAGAUUCACCGUCCAAGGCUCUAACGGACCCGGGUCCGGAGACGCUGCCCACAACGCCAGGGCAACACGCUGCCGCGGCUUGGCAGAUCCCCACGCCCAAUGCCACUCUUGGUGAACCUGGAGAUGCGUCCCCGCAAAGUGCAUGUAGGGAUUCCUGGAUGUGGGAUUUCCUGGGAUCGGCUGCUCUCACAGAAUAUGAGUCGAGCAUGGAUAUGGACGCAGGCGACGCUCCGCGUAUCCCCACGGACGACAUGGACUGUGACGCGGCAGCGGAAUGGACCGCCGUCGAUAAUGCACCAUCCAUGAUUCCACAUGGAACAGAUCCACAAGCUAAUACAGCGGCUGCGAUGGCGUCUGGAAACAUGCAGAACCUGGUAGCCACCAUCCCAGACUCCGCACUCCGUCACUGCAGCCAUGGGCACACCGACAUCAAGGCGCAACCAGCGCCGGCCUCGGCUUGUUCGACGGCGGCGCACACAUGCCUGCAGCAGCUCACCGCUAGCUUGUACAACCUCAGCGUCUGGGCUGGAAACCACCAGGCGGGACCGUCCAAUAGCCCAAGCCCCACCGUGGACAAGUUCCUGGCCGUCCAGAAAGACAGCACCGAGCUGUGGGAGCGGCUCGAGCGGCGCUGCGGCAGCUGCAUAUCGCGGCGCGAGGUGGCGCAGCUGCUUCUGCUCAACGUCGAGCAGCUCACCCAUCUCCACGUUGCGGUGGCGGCCAGAGAGGGCGUUGGGAAAUCCCCCGGCUUGCGCACGCCUCGCAGCGAGCUCGGGAAGAUGCCCCAACCAUCCAACCUGGUGGGCGCUGCGUCUUCGUCGUCGGAACAGAGCGCCAUAUCCGUUGGUAGCUUUGUCAUAGAGGAUGCGGAAGAUAGGGAUAUCAUUAUCGGACAGCUUCUGCACACCCGGGCGCUGAAACUGGCCCGCUUCAUCAAGGCGAUUCGCAACACGUUUAUGGACAAUGGCCAUGACGAUUGUUGCGCGAGGCUAGGCUUGUUGCCGAAUCUCGCAAUUUCCUUGUCCAAUAGAGUUUAA
This is a messenger RNA of Hirsutella rhossiliensis, 1206 nucleotides long. RefSeq lists its product as uncharacterized. The record is from RefSeq and is a predicted model, not a curated record. The coding region runs from base 1 to 1206 and encodes 401 amino acids. NCBI's taxonomy places the organism in Eukaryota, Fungi, Ascomycota, Sordariomycetes, Hypocreales, Ophiocordycipitaceae. The transcript has a single exon.